AUGGACGAAGAUGCUGAGAUUUCCCAACAUUCGCUUGAAGAAGAUCCCGAUGUGACUCCUACGGUUUCGGCUGAUUCUGUUCUUGGUUCGAGCGGUGUUGGUCACGAGGGAUCGCAAGCCAUUGAUGAUGAUGAUGCUGCGGCUUCACCUAUGGAGCUUGAUUCGAUGGUCACUAAUGCCGAUGCCGACGGAGAUAGCCGUGCUAGGGUUUCUGAGAGUGAGAGAUCGGACAUGGAUCGUAUCGUCUCACGCGACGAAGAUGCUAUUAGUGAAACGAAACCCGAGAUUGAUAACGAGGAUGUAACUGAUACUCAGAUUGAUGACACUCCUGAGCUUAAAGAAGAUGUUUCCGAUGAUCAAUCUAGUGAGCUUGGCUCAGAAGCUGAUGAGAGGAAAUCGGAGGUGGAUGAUUUGAGUGAAGAUAAGCCAAGAGCCGUUACGGAUUACAAAUCUCUCUUGUCCGAGUUUGAUGACUAUGUUGCAAGCGAGAAAAUGGGUUCUGGAGUUUCAAGGGCAUUGAGUUAUGGGUUUGAAGUUGGCGAUUUGGUUUGGGGAAAGGUGAAGUCGCAUCCAUGGUGGCCAGGUCAUAUAUUCAAUGAAGCUUUUGCGUCUCCUUCUGUUCGUCGCAUGAGGAGGAUUGACCAUGUUCUUGUUGCGUUUUUCGGAGAUAGUAGUUAUGGGUGGUUUGAUCCUGCUGAGCUUAUUCCAUUUGAACCGCAUUUAGCAGAAAAAUCUCAGCAGACUGUUUCGAAGCAUUUUGUGAGGGCUGUGGAGGAAGCCAUUGAUGAGGCGAGUAGAAGGUCAGCUCUUGGCUUGACUUGUAAAUGUCGGAAUCCUUAUAACUUUAGGCCUACUAAUGUUCAAGAAUACUUUGCUGUUGAUGUGCCGGAUUAUGAGCUACAAGCCGUUUACUCUACUGAGCAGAUUGAGAAAUCUAGGGAUAAGUUUUCACCUGUCGAGACUCUCUCGUUUGUGAAGCAAUUGGCUGUAGCACCUCAAGAGUGUGAUUCAGAAAGUGUAGAGUUUUUCAAGAAGAGGGCAGUGGUUUAUGGUUUCCGCAAGGCAGUGUUCGAGGAGUUUGAUGAAACGUAUGCACAGGCCUUUGGGACGAAAUCUAUUCGCACUUCAGGGAGUACGCAUGAACCUCAUAAUAGAAAACCAUCUCGAGCUCCCUUGAGUGGCCCACUGGUCAUAGCAGAAACUCUAGGUGAUCCGAAGAGCUCUAAAAAACCCAGCAAGGUUAAGGUCUCUAAAAAACAAGACAAGUAUCUUGUCAGACAAAGGGAUGAGGCUGGUGAUAAGAUUGUUCAAUUUGGCCAAGUUGAAGCAAAUGCAGCAGAUUCUGAUAUGCAGAGCUUUGGUGGAUCUUCUGAUGGGGAUUUUGUGCUGCAGAGAAGAGCUCCAAUGCUUCAAACUCCAACGAGAGAUGAGCAGUCUGGGAAUGCCAGCAUGGAUAUCACCUCUUCAAGUGCAGAUAUUCCUGGUAAAGAUUCAAAGCUCUCUCUUGAUGAAGAAGCAGAAGAAUCAAAGGAGAAAAUGGAAGAAAAAACUGUUGUUUUUCCAGAGCAUGGGAAAUCUGAAGCUCUGGCGAGCCUUAAACAAGAGGCUGGAAGCUCUCUUGAGCCUCAACUUGAGUCUCCUCGAUGUUCUCAUAUCUCAGCAUCUGAGGGGAAAAGUUCCACAGGGUCUGCAAUCAAGAAAGUCAAAGUUACUAAACGAUCUUCAAGCGAAAUAGGCUCUGGGAAUCCUCCUUCAGAGCCGAAAAAGAAAAAGAAAAAGAAGAAUGAGCCAAACUCUGACCAUUCAGAAAAGAGAAAGUUUGCUGGAGCCAAGAAAUUUUCCUCCCAGCUUGGUUCAUCAGCACAGUUGCACUCCAAUAUGGAAGUUGAUGUGCCGCAGCUGUUGUGUCAUCUGCAAGAUCUCUCUCUUGACCCUUUCUAUGGUUCUUCAGUUCCUUCUUUUGGAGCCGCUAGGAAAUUCUUUCUCCGUUUCCGUUCACUUAAUUACCAGAAAAGCUUGGCUGUAUCUUCGUCUGAUGCUACUGCUGAAAAUGCCAAAGACACAAAACCCUUAAAACCUGUCAAAGCUGUGAACAGAACUGAAGGCCCAUCAAAAGCUGGAAAAAAACGUCUCUCUUCUGAUUGCCAAGAUGAAAUCCCAUCAGCUAAGAAGCUGAAGAAAUCUAAUCAGUUGAAGCCAAUGGCUUCUGAGAAGAAGACCAUUCGAGAAGUAAAGGAUAGUAUGAAAGCAGUAAGAGAGCACAGUGGUACGGUUCAAGCAAAAUCAGCCAAAGCUCACACUGGGAAGAAAACGGCUCCUUCAGUGAAGGUCGUUGAGCCCACAAUGCUGGUCAUGAAGUUUCCACCUGGCACAUCUCUUCCUUCAUCUGCAUUGCUAAAGGCGAGGUUUGGUCGCUUCGGGCUGUUAGAUCAAUCCGCCAUUAGGAUUUUCUGGAAAUCCUCGACCUGUCGAGUUGUCUUUCUGUACAAAGCCGACGCACAGACUGCUUUUCGGUAUGCAUCGGGAAACAACUCUCUAUUUGGAAACGUGAAUGUAAGGUACUUUCUCCGUGAUGUUGAUGCUCCUAAAGCUGAAGCUCAUGAACCAGAAAACGCAAAGGAAGAUGAGGAACCACAGAGCCAGUUGCAUGACCAAGCACCACCACUUCACAAACCAACCUUACCACCACCAAACAUUAACCUCAAAUCCUGCUUGAAGAAACCGGGCGAUGACCCAAGCAGUAGUAGCAACAACGGAAAUGGUAACCGUAGAACCGCAAGAGUUAAAUUCAUGUUAGGAGGUGAAGAAAACUCGAGUAAAGCAAAUGCCGAGCCACAAAUCUCGACGAGCUUGAGUAGAAACAAUGGACCUUCUUCUUCUUCAUCAUCAUCAUCUGUUGCAAUGGAAUAUGUUAGUAGUAAGAAGUUUCAAAAUGUUGUUCAUCAUCAACAGCUUCCUCCUUCAACAUUGCCUCCAAUUCUUCCUCUCCCUCCACAAUACUCAAAACCACAAGUUCCCACUAAACCAGUGGACCAUGUUGAACCACCGAUGCCACCUUCCAGAAAUUUCCGUGGCCCGAGCCAAGCGGCUGGUGCAGGAGACAUCUCUCACCAGAUGCUCAACCUUUUGUCAAAAUGCAACGACGUUGUGGCUAACGUCACGGGCUUGUUGGGCUAUGUUCCUUACCAUCCCUUGUGA
This is a messenger RNA of Arabis nemorensis, 3198 nucleotides long. Lineage: Eukaryota; Viridiplantae; Streptophyta; Magnoliopsida; Brassicales; Brassicaceae. The record is from the annotation of a GenBank genome assembly.